This is a messenger RNA of Klebsormidium nitens, 2155 nucleotides long. The record is from the annotation of a GenBank genome assembly. Lineage: Eukaryota; Viridiplantae; Streptophyta; Klebsormidiophyceae; Klebsormidiales; Klebsormidiaceae.
GUGCAUUGCUCAUUAUUCUUCAAAUUUGGGGAAGAACACUUGCUCAGCCCUCACAAUUGCUGACCAUUGCUCAUUGAUGUUUGAGGAGGCAUCUGCCCAGAGUCAGAUCAGUCCAACCUUGUCACAACCACCAACAACAAUGUUUUUGACGACCUAAAGAUAGAUUUUUCUACCUCGUUGCGUCAAACAAAUGCACAACAAAUGCACAACGUAGACAACUACCUUCCACAACGUAGACAGCUACCUUCCGCUCCUCUUUGAGAGACUUCCUCAAACAUCUUGCAGCUUGAGAGAACAAUGAAGUCUUCUUUCAAGCACACGCUGAAGAACAGCGCCUGCUUGGUGGACCAUACCAAAACUGUGAAAGCUUUCAAAACAGUCCUGAGCAGCGAUGGCCCCCAGCCUGACUCCGCUUCUGAACGCCCUGGGAUGGGGCUCGGUCGACUUUCACGACCGGAUGCUCCGCCCAGUAGGUAUAGUGCUGGGGUUUCUGGUCACCGUUCUCUUCCUGUAUGCGCUUGGCACCAACUCGGACCAGCUCUUGGCGCUGAGCAGUGGCCGAGUCUUGAGAAACUCUUCCAGCCUCCUGUUGUGCGAAGCAUGGUUCGAGGAGCAGGAUCGGGCAAGGGGGCACAUGUUGGCGGGUAGGGACUUUGACACCGACCCGGUCAACAUAUAUGAAGUGGGCCUGCCGGAGUGGUUCGUGGCAGCGCAAAAGGAUCUCCAGGAGUGUGAUGUCCCAUGCAGCUCCAUUCGCUACAGCGACGCCCAGGCAGCGUCCAUCACCCACUGGGACGCCCGUACCGACGAGUGGCCUCAGGCACCCCAAGAUAUCGAUCACUCACAUGGCUUUGCCGUUCUCCGCAACGCCGAGCCCCCAGUGCUCUUCCCCGGUCUCGCGGUUGACACUGCUCAUGAGGCAGGCUAUGACACCCUGAUGACAUCGGAGCUGGCGUCCGACGUGCCCUUACCGUAUACGGGCAUCGGCACAACGAUUGGGGACCUGUUUGCGCUGGGGCUGCCGUUCGAGAAGAAGCAAAAGGCGGCGAUGGUUGUGAUUAGCAACUGCGGAGCAGCAAGUUUUCGAUUGCAAGCCAUUGAAAAGAUGCAAGAGCUGGGAAUACGAGUGGACUCAUACGGGGGGUGUGCACACAACAAGGACUUUCCAACCAACGACAACCACCCCCGAGACGAGGCGGGUAACAGGGCGCGCUACGUCCAAAAGAUUGCCAUCGCACGCACCUACCUCUUCUACCUGGCGUUCGAAAACAGUCAGUGGCCCGACUACGUCACCGAAAAGUUCUACCACACAUUGCAAGCCGGUACCGUUCCAGUAGUCAUCGGCGCCCCGAACAUUGCGGAUUUUGCCCCGAGCCCAGAAUCGUUUCUCUACUUGGAAUCCGUGGAAGAUGUUCCGGCCGUUGUGGGCAGGAUGAAGUUUCUGAUGGAGAACCGGGCCGCGUACAAGGCGAUGCUGGAGUGGAAGCACCGCGAAGCCUCCGACGGCUUCAAAGCGAUCGCCGACAUUCCGAGCAUCCACCCGACGUGCCGCCUCUGCAUCCACAUCGCCACCAGGCUCCAAGCACAGGAGGACAAUCAAACGCGCGCUAGCAUUAAUCAGUCGUCCGUUGUUGGUAACAAAGAGAAAGCCCCGUACUCGAGUAAGAAUGGGCGGCUGAGCACAAGAUUGCCCUUGCAAUUGUGCACGUGUCGCCUAUCGGACGUGUCGCUAUCUUCCGGGCUGCGCUUGUUGCAAGGGUUGACGGGUGCGGACGAAGUGCACCGAAUAUAUGUACGAGAACGAGGCAGGUUCAGGUAUCGUCCUGUGUUUCUUGACGGCGGAGAUUUUAGCGUAAGAGCUUUGCAUGCGGCAGUGCUCAGAGCGUUUCUGGUAGACAGUUAUGAGCCGACUUGGGUUGAGAAAAGGAAGGUGCUGGGUAUUGUAUGGACCACGUGGAAGGUGUAUAAAGUAUACCCGGUUGGGAUAACCAUAAGGGCAGCCCUAGGAAACGGGUCCUUUACGACGGAUAGUGACUUCCGAGAGUACUUGAGACAGCAUCCUUGUCCAAAGCUUGAGGCUAUCAUAGUUUGAUAAUGAACGCCCUUCCAAUCUGUGUGUAGAAGUCCUUGACAGUCGACGUUGUGCCAAUAGUGC